Molecule: messenger RNA, 903 nt
Organism: Naumovozyma dairenensis CBS 421
Lineage: Eukaryota; Fungi; Ascomycota; Saccharomycetes; Saccharomycetales; Saccharomycetaceae
Gene: LPP1
Product: phosphatidate phosphatase LPP1
Exons: 1
Coding region: 1-903 (300 amino acids)
Biological process (GO): phospholipid metabolic process
Molecular function (GO): phosphatidate phosphatase activity
Source: RefSeq, a predicted model, not a curated record
AUGCUGGUACCCAAAAGGACAUUGAAUUAUUUCCAAUUCUAUUCAACGAAAUAUAUUGUCAUUUUCCUUUGUACUAUAUUUUUCAUAUAUACUGAAUUGGGGUUGGCACCAAGAUUACAAAACAUUAAAUUCAAAUUAGAUAAUCCUCAUAUUUCCAAAAGUUAUAUAGAGGAUGAAGUUAUUGGUGGUUGGGAAUGUAUCAUAUUGAGUGUUCUAAUUAGUAGUAUUGUUGUGUUUUGGUAUUGUACCAUUGGUACACCAUCAUUGAGGAAAACUAUUAGUAGAUAUAAUAAUAAUAUUCAUGAAGCAAUCGAAGCUAGUUAUGAUGAUGAUGAUGAUGAUGAUAAUGAUAUGGAAACAUAUUCUUCAGUUAGAUGGGUCCAGAAUAAAUAUGUUCAUUUUUUACAUUUAAGUUUAAUUUGUUUGCUGAUGGUUAUUACAAUCAAUGGAGCCAUGACGAAUUCAUUGAAAUUAAUUAUCGGUAAUUUUAGACCAGAUUUUUUAGCAAGAUGUCAACCAAAACCGUUGGAUGAUGAACAGGCAAGUGUGGAUGGAUAUUAUGGGUUGGAUAUAUGUCAGCAACCGAAUAAAUAUAUACUUAUAGAAGGGUUGAAAAGUACACCAAGUGGACAUUCUAGUUUCAUUACUGCAGGAUUGGGAUUCCUGUUCGUUUGGCAAAGUAAAUUCAUUGUAGGGCAUUAUUUGAAGCAUGUAUGGUGCUUAGUUUUGAUUGUUAUCGUUAUGAUCGAAAGAAUUACUGACCAUAGACAUCAUUGGUAUGACGUAUUGAGUGGAAGUCUUCUCGGUUGGUUAAUCAUAUGGGCCUGUUGGAGGAACGUCUUCACUAAACAAUUGAAAAGACGCUCAUUACUUCCAGCUCCUGUAACAGCAUCAAUGGAUUAA